ACCCCUGUAUCAACCUGCAGCCAGCAGGAGUUCAGUGCAAAUGGGCGGCGUUUUACACUGGGCAAGGAAGACCUAACGCCACCAUUCAAGCCGUAUUUUUCAGCUGUCGGCGCGGUGCCAACCCGAGCACCAUGGCUAUGUUACUGUGUGGCUGUAAAUGUGUGUCGUGGCCGCUGUUUUUGGAGUAGUAGGGCUCGCCUGUGUGUGGUGAUCCGGCCUGCCGUCCUGAGCGCUGUCUGCAGCGGUAGUGUAGAUGCCUUGGCCGAGAUGAGUGUGAAGGCUUUUGAGCUUGUCCCCGCUGUGGAGCGAGAUCUCCUCAUGGGCGACAAGGCUCGCAUCAACAUCGAGUGCAUCGAAUGCUGUGGAAAGCACUUGUACAUGGGCACCAAUGACUGCUUCAUCCACCACUUCCUGCUGGAUGAGGUCACUUCCUCCAAAGGGAAACUGAGUUACCUGGCUCAGAAGCUGCUGCACAAAUAUCUGGGCCUCAAGAAGCCGGUCGCUGAGCUGCGCGCCGCCUCAGCAUUGGAGCGUCUGAUAGUGCUUUGCGAUGGAAUAGUGUUCCUGGUCGACAUGGUGACACUGGAGACUGUCCCCUCGGCAGCAGGUGGUGGAGCCAAGAUCAGAGGCGUGACAGCGUUCUGCAUCAACGAGAACCCAGUGAACGGUGAUCCGUUCUGUGUGGAAAUGGGCGUGCUCUCCUCCAAGCGGCGGACAGUGCAGAUUUACAUGGUGUAUGAGGACAGAGUGCAGCUGGUCAAAGAGGUGACCACUCCUGAGCAGCCCUGCGCUGUCAGCGUUGAUGGUUACUUCUUGUGCCUGGCCCUCGCUACACAGUACAUGAUUCUGAACUACAACACAGGAACCUCCCAAGACCUCUUCCCUUACAACAGUGAAGAGAGGAGACCUAUUGUGAAGAGGAUCGGCAGGGAGGAGUUCCUCCUAGCAGCACCUGGUGGUCUGGGAAUGUUUGCCAAUGCAGAAGGGGUAUCCCAGCGGGCUCCAGUUAACUGGUCAGAGAGCGUGAUCGGUGCCGCUGUGUGUUUUCCGUACGUGGUGGCGUUGGAUGAAAGCUUCAUCACCAUCCACAGCAUGUUGGACCAACAGCUGAAACAAACACUUUCAUUCAGGGAUGGACACAUUCUGCAAGACUUUGAAGGAAAGGUCAUACUGGCUUCUACUAAGGCAGUGUAUGUCCUGGUACCCCUGCCGCUGGAGAGACAGAUCCAGGACUUACUGGCCAGUCACAGAGUGGAGGAGGCGCUCGUCCUCACAGAGGGAGCACAGCAAAAUAUUCCCAAAGACAAGUUUCAGAUUUUGCACAAAAGAAUCUUCCAGCAGGCGGGCUUCAUACAGUUCGGACAACUCCAGUUUCUAGAAGCAAAAGAACACUUCAGAAAGGGUCAGCUGGAUGUGCGGGAGCUUAUAUCUCUUUACCCACUGCUGCUGCCAGCUUCCUCUACAUUCACACGCUGCCACCCUCCUCUUCACGAGUUUGCAGAUCUCAACCACCUGGCACAGGGCGACCAGGAAAAAGUACUGCGAUGCAAGAAAUUUCUUAUCAGUUAUUUGGGAGAGGUACGAAGCACAGAGGUGGCCAACGGCUGCAGAGAGGACGUCGACACUGCACUGUUAAAGCUGUAUGCUGAACAGAAUCAUGACAGCCUCCUAGACCUGCUAGCUUCAGACAACUCCUGCCUGCUAGCAGAGAGUGUCCCAUGGCUGGAGAAAUAUCACAAAUAUUUUGCACUCGGGCUGCUCUAUCAUUAUAAUGGUCAGGAUGCAGCAGCACUUCAGUUGUGGAUUCGUGUGGUAGACGGGGAUCUGCAGGACUCCACGAGAUCUGACCUGUAUGAAUACAUCACUGACUUUCUCUGCACCUGCUCCAACCUGGAUCUGAUAUGGAAGUAUGCAGACUGGGCCUUGCGGAAGGAUCCCACCAAAGGUGUCCACAUCUUUACUAAGAGACCUUCCAGUAAAGAUCUGCCAGAAGUGAAACACGAUGAUGUUAUCACGUACCUGGGAAAGCACAGCCAGGCGCUGCUCCUCUACCUGGAACACCUGGUGCUGGAGAGAAGGAUAAAGAAAGAGAAGUUCCACACACACCUGGCCGUGUUGUACCUGGAGAGAGUCUUGUCACUGCUGUCGGAGUCGCCAUCAGAUGAGGAGCAGCUCACCAGAGCUAGAGAGAGGCUCCAAGCUCUGCUCAGGGAGUCCAACCUAUACCGUGCACAGUAUCUUUUAGCUAAGAUGGAGAACUGUGAACAGCUGCUGCUAGAGCGUGCGACACUACAUGGAAAGCUGGAGGAGCAUGACAAAGCACUGCAUAUAUUGGUGCACGAGCUGAGAGACUUCCUGUCCGCUGAGGCCUUCUGUAUAUGGGCCUCUUCUUGUCGGGAUUCUGCUUACCGGCAGCAGCUUUUUCACCAGCUCUUGGGGGUGUAUCUAGACGGGAGCCUUCCUGGAAACACUCAGACUGCAGCAGGAGGUGGAGACCUGGAGAUGGCGGCAGUGGACCUCCUAAAUCGGCACGGCGAGGUGUUUGAUGCAGUCCGUGUCCUGCGCAUGCUCCCUGACGGCUGGUCGCUGCAGCUGCUGCGGCCCUUUUUGGGUCGAGCCGUCAGGGCCAGUAUGCAUGCCUGCCGCACCUCCCAGAUCGCUCUGGGGCUAGCCCACUCUGAAAACCUUCAACUGCUGCAUGACAGGUUGAAACACCGGAAGAAACCAAUCUUUGUGUCUGAAAAGAAAGGAUGCCACCUGUGCCACAACACCUUCAGCGAGCCUGACGUGGUGUGCCUGCCGGGUGGAGUGCCUGUCCAUACUCACUGUGUCGCCCAGAGAGUAAGAGACUCUCCCACAAAGAGACAGUUAACUAAUAGCAGUAACCAUACGUGAGACUUGAGCCUUCAGACCACCACGUGAGGCACCAAACUAAAGCAGGACAUGCUGAGGACUGUGGGGGAAAAACAAAAAGCACAGAACACCCAAUGCCAUAGUAGAAUCUGCUAUGGAGAGAAACACAAAGGAAGCUGUGCGAGUGCGUUUAUGUGUGUGUGUGUGAGUGUGUAUGAGAGCGUGAGAGCAAGGGAGAAACAGACGAUUUCAUCAAUUUAAUCCUGUGCCGUAAUUAUACCACACUGUCAGACUGCAAGUUUUUAAUAGCAGUGAGUAACAACAGCUACGUCCCUUGGCCCUUUAAUCCACUUAAACAGAAUGAAUCAAAGAAAGGCUCCUGUGCUUAUCCGUGGGUUCAGUGCUGUAUCGGUCAUCGUCUCCGCUUGAACAGUUUUAAACCUGAGAUUUGAGAAACUGCUUGAACACACAAUAUUUGAAACCUGUUGCAGAUAUUUCCAAAGCAUGCAUAGUAUUACCACUCUUACAGUUCUGGUCUGAUCACCUCAUGUGGUUAUUGUAUUAAUAUUGUCCUAACUUGCACAUUGCAGCGUUAGGUUUUAAUGUGAAUUACUACAAAGACUCGUCCGUGCUGAUGGAAACAGAGUCUUUUAUGUCUGUCUUUUACUCUCUGGGAUCUGGUCUCACUGCUGCUUUAUUCCCCCCCUCAGCCGUAAGGGCAUUGGAUGUUGUGUUCACAGUAAUUCAGUUUAACAUUUUGACCCAAACCCGUUAGAUUUUGAAUGUCCUGUUAUCGAGGUGAGAGACCGUCUGUCAGUGUAUCGUCUGUGGAGCAACAACAGUGUAAAACACUACAUGAAAUGUUACAUCGCUCCACUACUCAUCAAUACAUGGGAGUGGGGAUUCAAUACUCAAACUGCAGUAGUCAGAUUAACCCUCUAGAACCUGCACAAAUCAAAUAAUCUUUAUUGAUAAUGUGUCAGUAGACACCUUGUGAAACAUGCAAGCAGAUGUACACAGCAAGUUGGAGAUGCGUACAGAGUAUCAUCAGAUUAUGUGAAGACAAACUCCAUUUAAAUUUUGUCUGGUUUUGGGUAACAAAUGAAAUAAAUCAAUUGCCGUCAUACAGAUCCAUUUUGUUUGUUUGGCCAGGGAACAUACAGUGAUAGGGAGGUGAAGACCCUCCUCUUCCAGUGUCCCUCAUGGGAACUCAUUUCUAAAAUAUAUACAGUAAUCAACGGCGAGAAGCAAUAUGUUUUAACCCCAUUUCAAUUAUGCCAUGUAUUACACCAGUGAUGUUUGUCAAUUUAAAACAGUUUUUCAGGUCGAGAAAGUUGUUUGCUCAUCAUAAGUUUGUCACUGUACCAUUUAGUUUUGUGUGAAUUCGCUUGGUGAACUACAUCUCUCCUCUCGCACACCUACACCAACUAGCUAUCUAAUACCCUUUUUUCCUUUGGCACUCAUGGCCGCGUCGAGUAAAGUCAUGCCUUGCCGAUUUUUGUCUCCAUUGUUUAGUUUAGACACGCUGUGCCACACUACGCUGAGCCGGAGGUGGACCCUCUCAGGAGUAAGUCCAAGAGCUGGGCAAGUUGGAGUUUAGUUUCUCUCUCCUGUUUUUGAUUCAGAUAUCUGCUUUAUUUUACUGUUUUCAUGUUCGCUAUCCGCCGUAUCAGAAGUUGUGUGAAGCUGCUGCUUGAAAUCUCAAUAUUUCCUUAUGUUGGUUCUUCACUAUUAAAGUUUAUACAUAACAAAAUAAUGGGGUAGGUAACUUAGCUGUGUUUCAAACACAAAUUAAGAUUAUCUGUUGUUGAUGUGUUUUACCAGCGAUUCCUGGGGUCUCAUUUAUGAAUAUUGCAUACGCACAAAACGAUGUCUGAUUGAAGCGUACCUCCCACUAAAGCUGUGAAGUAUAAAAACAGACUUGAUGGGAGAAACUUUGACCCUUGCUCAUGAACAUUUUGAAAAUAGGAAAUUGACAACGCAGAUGGUGAGGUGGAGGGCUGAUUGUACAAACCAUUUUUUGCUUUUGUCCGCACGACAUGUGUGGUUGUUCGAAUUACAUAUUUUCAGAGUUUUGUACUUCAACAGUUUUCCGACAAACUGUGACUUUGUUUAGUUGCAUAAUUAUAUUUUAAAUUGACAAACAUUGUAUGUGUGAAUCAUGAAACAAUUCAAACGGGGUCAAAAAAUUGUCCCCCUCAGAAACGACUAACAUUUAUUCCGAAAUAAGGUCCCAUGGUGAUCCACCAGCAGGGCGGGGGGGGUUUAACCUCUCUAUAAAGACAUCCAAAUGUGCCGGUGGCAACAUUUAGGAGGCCUCAAGAUUAAUAUUCUUUGGCUUAAGUCCUCAGGAGGGGCCCAGAGGUAAUUUGUUCCACAUAAUCAUUACAAAAUGAUCGUUGUCAAUUUAAUAAUGUGAGAUAAUUUUAAUUCAUCUCCGUUGUCACCCUCUGUGGGUGAUUCCAGUGUUUUUUCACAACUUACAUUUUGUGAUGCAAGAAAUGUAGUGCCCCUUUUUAUUUAGCAUGUAAAACAGAGUUUGACCACAGGGUGGCAGUAAUGUGUGAAAUCUCUAAACAAACAUGAGGGUAAAAUAACUCUAUGGUAUCCUUUACCAUUAUUCUAAAUGACCUGAGUUUACUUUCUAAGUGAUGAAAAAAUAAUACAUGAAGCUGUUUGGAACAAAUCCUCCGAACCUGUUUGAUGGUUUUUCUCUCUUAUUCUCUGCGUCACGCCCCAGCUCAAUAACACACACCCUGGUUUUGGUUGAAAGGAAAUGCUUUGACAUUUAAUCAUGCUAUUAAAACAUCUUCCUGUAGAUGAUGGAAAAACACAAACUCAUUGCUUAAACUGUGACAGUGAACAGGAUCGGCAUGAAACCUCCAGAUUAGGCGUUUACUGUGGUCGAAUAUGAAUUUCUACCACAUUUCUUUUUAAAGUAACAGAUGUCUGUCAAAGAAAAUGGUCGUCUCAUAAUGCAUGACAUGACCCUGCACAUUACUUGUUAACUUUUUUUAAUGUUUUGACGUUAAGAGAAAACAAAACCAUCAUCAUCAGUGGCUUUGAUUACCCAAGAAAAACACGUGGCCUGAUACAAAUCAGCUCUGCUGGAUUUAUGGCUUUAACCUCUUCACCAUGAAACCCGUCUUUAAAACGGAAAUUAAACAGAUUAUAUUAUAAAUACGCAGAGGUGGGACCAAGUCACAAGUAAGUCUCCAGUCUUUACACACAAGUUCCGAAUCACAAGUCCUGAUGUUUGAGUUUGAGUCCUGAACAAGUCGUAAUGGGAUUUUCACCAAAUGUAAUGCAAAUAUUUACAAAAAUCAUGAAUGCAUUUUAAAAUUUGCAUUUAUUUGUAAAUCAAGUUUGUUAAAACUUAGCCGUUAGCUAAGCAUUAGCUCGCUAACUAGGUUAACAUUUGCCGCAAUUUACCGUCCUUUGUGCAACUUCAAAUGCCAAACGAAGUUGAAUGUUGUCGCAUCUCCGUCUGUAAUUUUUGGCCCGCACAUUUUGCAUACUGCAGUUUGUUUUUUGGUGACCUCUGCAUAGUUUUGUACAUGAACAAAAUUAUCUCUAGUAUUUUUUCCAACUGGCGCUCAGUAAGGUAACAUUAGUUCUUCACGACUCUCUCCUGCAACUUGAGCAGAUGCCGUUGGAUCGGUUGAAGAAUAAAUAACUUUAAUGUUAGCUGCUUCUGGAAAUGAAGGGAAAUGAAUUGAUUCAUGGCACACUUUUUAGACAACAUACUUUUUAAUCUUUGAGCCUUAGAGGGUGUCAAGCGUUUUCAACAAAAACGAUCAAGUCCAAAUGACGUCACAAAUCAUUGGUGUUAAAGUCCAAGUUGAGUUGCAAGUUGUUUUCAGAUUUUGUCAAGUCAUUUGUGACUCAUGUCCGAGUCAUGCAACUUGAGUCCACACCUCUGUAAAGAAACCCUAAAAACCUUUACAGACUUGUCAUCACCAAACAACGCUUUGUCCUUUAGUGCUUUCCAAUCAUCGUAUGUGUGGGAAAAUGAAAGUGCAGCCUGGACCUCGUAGAUGUUUUUCCCAGACGGACAUAACUAACGGCAGGUACAUAAUGUGUUUCGUAAAUGUCUGCUGAAGGUGAAGCUUUGCUGAAAGAUGUUGAAUGUUGAAAAAUAGUGACAACUGAGGCGGCGGAGGAUGCAUGAAUGUCAUAACAGAGCACUGAGAGAAAACCCUGACAAAAACACACACAGAACACUCUUUCUGAAGUUAAAUCAUUGUUUACUUCCAUGUUUCUUUUUCAUAUUAAACACUCAUCUUUUGUGUUAGAGAUGUGUCUCUUACUGAAGAUGGCCAUUCAGACAUACAGUUAUCGAAAAAGCAAUUUUGACAGUCGCAACUUCUCAAAGAUCAGAGGAUGGCCGAAUGAUUCUUUACCCAAACACACUACAAUCUCUGUUCAAGUUAUUUGUAAGGACUCCUCUUCAAAGGAGAAGCUCAAUCAGUAUUCCUGAAAUCAAACCUCUAUGGAACAUGAUUUGAAAUUGUUACCAGCUGAGAAACACGACAGAAGCAAAACCCAAAAGAACAGAGUAUCUCCCCUCGGUUGUUUAUUCCAAACUCACAAUUGUCCGACCUUCUUAAACACUGUUGUUGGUUUUGCUUGUUUCUCUGGUGCCUGUGCUGUUGACGCUAGCCUUCUGUAACUGCAACACAUUUCUGCGAGGGGAACUUUGUGCAAACAUGGGACUAUUUUUCUAACAUGGAGAUCUGAAUAUUGUAGAUUCUGUAGGCUCGACUCACUUUCCAUGACAGAAAAUCCACAGCUUUCUGCACAGCAUCUUUCUGUCUGAACAUUUUAAGUGUAGCUUGCUUAAAAAGCCUCCUAACCAUGACUUCAGAUAAUUAAAAAAAUACAGUACAGUUGUGUGAAAAAAAAUGCUAUUGUAUUUUAUAAAUAUAUGUAAACUGGUAUGUAUAUACUGCAUUUGUACUUGUUUGUUGCUUUCUAAAUCAAUGCCAAUGUGGAUGGAGUGUACAAACUGUAAAUCCGUCCCAUUUUAAUAAACAUGAAACUGUAUAUC
Molecule: messenger RNA, 7903 nt
Organism: Epinephelus moara (kelp grouper)
Lineage: Eukaryota; Metazoa; Chordata; Actinopteri; Perciformes; Serranidae
Gene: tgfbrap1
Product: transforming growth factor, beta receptor associated protein 1
Exons: 13
Coding region: 268-2895 (875 amino acids)
Biological process (GO): intracellular protein transport; autophagy; vesicle-mediated transport
Cellular component (GO): cytoplasm; membrane
Source: RefSeq, a predicted model, not a curated record